Molecule: messenger RNA, 497 nt
Organism: Gekko japonicus
Lineage: Eukaryota; Metazoa; Chordata; Lepidosauria; Squamata; Gekkonidae
Product: ataxin-2-like protein
Exons: 5
Biological process (GO): cytoplasmic stress granule assembly
Cellular component (GO): cytoplasmic stress granule
Molecular function (GO): RNA binding
Source: RefSeq, a predicted model, not a curated record
GUCUUUGAGGGUGUCUACAACAAUUCCCGAAUGCUGCACUUCCUGACAGCUGUUGUGGGCUCUACAUGUGAUGUGAAGGUGAAAAAUGGAAGCACCUAUGAAGGGAUUUUUAAAACGUUGAGCUCCAAGUUUGAGCUGGCUGUGGAUGCCGUGCACAAGAAGGUGCCUGAUCAGCCAAUAGGGCCCAAGCGGGAGGAUAUUGUGGACACGAUGGUCUUCAAGCCUGCCGACGUUAUGCUUGUGCACUUCCGCAACGUAGAUUUUAACUACGCCACCAAAGAUAAGUUCACGGAUUCUGCCAUCGCCAUGAAUUCAAAGGUGAAUGGAGAGCACAAGGAGAAGGUUCUACAGCGCUGGGAAGGGGGAGACAGCAACAGUGAUGAUUAUGACUUGGAAUCUGACAUGUCUAAUGGCUGGGACCCAAAUGAGAUGUUCAAGUUCAACGAGGAAAAUUAUGGUGUGAAGACCACCUAUGACAGUAGCCUCUCCUCUUACAC